This is a messenger RNA of Microplitis mediator, 4558 nucleotides long. It is a transcript of the gene ogre, whose product is annotated as innexin inx1. The transcript has 4 exons. NCBI's taxonomy places the organism in Eukaryota, Metazoa, Arthropoda, Insecta, Hymenoptera, Braconidae. The record is from RefSeq and is a predicted model, not a curated record. Gene Ontology annotation, cellular component: gap junction; plasma membrane. The coding region runs from base 841 to 1935 and encodes 364 amino acids. Gene Ontology annotation, molecular function: gap junction channel activity.
CCCAACAAAUCCACUGGCACUUCUCGUCAGUCGACGACCAAGAGACUCGUACGUACGUGCUGCUGACGUUCGACGACAAUCGCUAGCCGAAGCCAACGAUACUUUAAUAUUUCUCCUUUUUCUGUGUUAUAUAUAUAUACAUAUCCAUGUGAACACACGUGCGAAACGAUACGUGGGACCGCCAAUUUUUUUUUUUUUUCAUUUUGUUUGUCAUAAAUUCUCAGGACUAGUGCUCGCCUCGUACUUCAUCUCAACCUCAACUGAACUUCAAAGUGCUUUGCUCAAAUUAAACCUUCAAAUUUUUACUCCAUAUCACUAGUUUUGACUACUUAAUUUUGAUUUUUUAGUUUUGCAUUUAAUAUAAAUUUGUUUACAUAUGCAACACGUGUCUUUGACUUAUGAGUCUUCAGUGACAUUGAGGACUCCAAUAAAUAGAUAAAAAAAAAACGCAUUGUUUAAUUGCAGUGUUAAAAGGAGCAUUGACAAAUAAAUCGGUAUUAACUUUGUGGUUACUAAAUACAUCGUUUGGAAAUAGUGUUCUCGUAUUAAAUAUAUAUUUACAAGAUUGUAUCGACUGGGAGAACUCGUAUCGCUGGAGAUCGAGGGGAAACUCGAGUGAUAAUAAUAAUAAUAUAAUAUAUAUAAAAUAAAGUGGGAGAAAUAAUCGGUGGACAGCUGGUACCGGUUAACCAUCCGGUCUUUUUAAAACAACUAAAAAGAAGCUUCCAUGCGUUUCAUCAAUUAGUUUUAUUUCAUAGAUAUUUAUUUAUUUAUUAUUAUUAUUAUUAUUUUUUUUUUUAUUAAAUAUUAUCAGUGAUAAUAAUAAACAAAUAAUCAGCCAUGUAUAAUUUAUUACGGGGAUUGAGCCAAUAUUUAAAAUGGCAAGAAGUGAAGACAGAUUCAAUGGUUUUUCGUAUGCAUAAUAUUUUUACAACAGUAUUGUUGCUCACGUGCUCAGUUAUAAUCACGGCCACCCAGUAUGUCGGUAAUCCGAUAUCCUGUAUAGUCGGCAAGGAUUUGCCUAACAAUGUUGUUAAUACAUUUUGUUGGAUUACUUCAACUUUUACUAUGCCUGAUGCAUUCAAUCGUCAGGUUGGCGUUGAAGUUGCACACCCUGGUGUGUCAAAUGACUUUGGAGAUGUUGGAGCGAGGAAAUACUACACCUACUAUCAAUGGGUCUGCUUCGUUUUAUUUUUCCAGGCAAUGUUUUGCUACCUUCCGCACUGGCUUUGGAACAUUUGGGAGGGCGGUCUCGCCAGUACACUGGUUAUGGGUUUAAAUCAUGGUCUCGAUAAUGAAGACACCAUUAGCAAGAAAAAAAAUACUCUAAUGGAUUAUUUAGUGACUCAUAUUAAGAGACACAAAAUGUACGUAUACCGUUAUUUUGUCUGUGAAGUAUUAUGUGUAAUAAACAUCUUUGUGCAAUUAUAUUUAAUGAAUCGUUUCUUUGACGGUGAAUUUAUGAGCUACGGUCUCCGAGUAUUGCAAUUUUCUGACACACCACAAGAAGAACGUGUCGAUCCAAUGGUAUACGUAUUUCCCCGAGUAACUAAAUGCAUAUUUCACAAAUAUGGUGCGUCCGGAACGAUUCAAACCCACGAUUCAUUAUGUAUUCUACCACUCAACAUCGUAAACGAGAAAACUUACAUCUUCAUCUGGUUUUGGUUCAUUAUUCUAUCAGUUUUCUUGGUCUGCCUGAUGAUCUACCGCGCAAGUUUAAUAUUCAUGCCCUCAGUACGACCUUACGUUUUAAAAUACUCCGGUCGUUUGCUGUCUAUCGAAGUAUGUUCGAAUAUCAGCAAAAAACUUGAUCUCGGUGAUUGGUGGUUGCUUUAUAUUUUGCAAUCGAACAUGGACUCAUUGGUCUAUCGCGAUUUAUUAGAAGAACUCACUAAGAAAGUCGGCAAUCAUAUGUCGCAGCCAGUUAAUCAGUAGUUUAGUCAUAUAUAUUAUAUUUUAUUUAAUUUUCUUUAGUUAUUUAAAAAUUUAUUAGAAAGUGACCGAAUAAAAAAAUAAAAAAAAAUAUAUUUCAAAGAAUUUAAAAAUUUUGAAAAAAUUCAAAUCACUUGUAAUUAAAAAGUUAAAAGCGCGCCAAGAUCUGAAUAAAUUUAUAUGUAUUAAUUUCAUAAAUUAUAUGAAUAAUAUAUAAUGACAAUUUUUAUGUGAUUACUCAUAUCUAAUUAUAAAUGAUCUAUUGAUAUUAUUUUUAAAAAGACAAAUAUGAACAUAUUAUAAUAAUUAAGUAAUUAAUUAAAUUUAAAUAAUAUACAACAUAUCUGAUAAUUAAUAUCUGUCAUAUAUGAUCAUAUAAAUGUUAUUACUACAUUUUUAAGUACAUAUAUAUGGUGACAUAUAUUUUUGUAUAAGUAUAUAUUUUAAAUUUAUAAAUUUGAUAAAAGUUUUACUACAAAAAUGUUUAAGCAGAAUUUAAUAAAAGACUAUUUCGCGUAUACGAAUGAGAUAUAUAUAUAUAUUUAGAUAAUAUAUAUUGGUAUUCAUAGAAUAUAAAUAAAAAAUGCAUGAAAAAAAUUAAAAUGCCUACUCAGAAUCAUCGAUGUCAUGUAUUUGUUUUUAUACUUUAAAUUUAAAUUUAAAUGAAAAUUUUAUUUAAAGAAAUCGAUAAUUGAUUUCAUUAUACAUUGCUCAACUCUCACGACAUUUAUCUUUAAAUAUAUACAUAUAUAUUUAAUUCUUUGGGUUUUAUCUGUAUUAAAUGUAAUGUUUCUAAUAAAUAAAAACGGCAAAUCAGUUUCGAAUAUUUUUUACAUGACAUAGGGAGACUGAGACUGAAAAUAAAAUUUAUUGACAUUUAAAUAAAUGGAUUAAAGCCAUGAGAUAAAAGGCUGUUUAUAAAAUAUAAAUUUUCUAAUAUCGACAAUUUUUUAAAUUUAUCGUCUAAUCGAUAUUGUGAUACACCUUAAAGUAAUCGUUUUUUUUUUUUAAUGAUUUAUGAUAAAAUUUUAUAAAGAUUUUGAACAAUUGAAGAUUUUUUGAUAGUCCAGUGGUCCAGUAUGAUUUAAAUGAUGAGAUAAUUUGUAAGAUUUAGCGUUAAUUAAUUAAUUAUUAAUGAACAGAGAUGAUAAUUAAUGGAGAAUAUAUUGUAUUAAUUAUUAUAAAUGUAAGAAUUAAAUGAUAAAUUAAAUUUAUAUAAAAAUUUAUUAUUAAAUAAAUUACUGAAUAGUUUAUAUAAAAAUUACUCCUUGUUUUAUUUUUAAGUCUCUAUAAUUAUUAUUAUUUUAUCAUGUAAAAUUGGGACUCAGUUUUUUUUAUGUGAAUUAAAAUUUUUUAAUUUAAGAAAUCGUAAACAAAUGAUUUGGUUUUGUUUCGACUUUUUGGUGAAUUAUUUAAAAAAAAAAUUAGAAAAAAAUUGUGGCCUAACUAAAUUUGUAACGAAAAAAAAUCUACCGACUAAAAAGCCCAAAAUAUGUCAAUUUUCUCAAUAUUUAUUGUCUGGUAAUGAUUUAAAUCGAUAGAGAUUUAAAAUUAGUUGAUUUUUACGAUGGCAAUUUAUUUUUAAUGCAAAAAUUGUCGUAAAAAAAAUUAAAUUUCCAUAAAUUAAUAAGUAUAAAUUAGAUUGAAAAUGUUAAUUUUUUAUAAUGUUUUAAUCGAAAAGUUUAUUAUCAGAAAAAAUAAGAGCCCUAUUUUUAUAUAACGACAAAUUAUUUUGAAAAUUACAUUACGCAACUGAUGAAUUAAACGAUUUAUAAAAUUUAUUACGUAUUAGAUGAAAACUUGAUAUUAUGGAAUAAUUUAAAUAGUAUUAUUUUAAAAAUAAAUUAACGUUGAAUAGUUCUUUGUACUCUUUGUGAUCUAAUUAAACGCACAAGUAAAAGACUAUUGAGUAAUUAUAGUAAAGCACUGAAAUAACCAAAUAUGGAUAAAAAUAAAUAAUCCAUAGCUUGAACUUAAAUAGAUAAAUAUUUUAAAUAUAUAAAUAAAAAUAUAUUUUGGAUCCAAAUAAAGCAGUAAUUGCCUGUAUAAUUAUCGCGUCUUAAUUAGGGGCGUAAAUGUCUGGAGUAUAAAUAUAAAUUUGACUUGUGUAUAUAUCAAUAAAAAAAGAAACAAUAAAUAAUAUAAGACAGUUAUUGUAUUGAGAUAAAAUAGGUUAAAGUGAUUGCAAGUGAUUUUUGAUCUAGUUACGAGCAAUUAAGGACGCACGUCAAGUCAGAGGGCAGAGAUAAAUGAAUAACUCAUGUACAUUAAAUCGUUUAUUGUCGUAGUGGACGUAGUUAGUAUAGUGCAUAGCUUACACAGAUCACUCUCUCUUACACAAGAUAAAUAACUACUUGGAGAAAUAACUCGACUGAGAGUAUUCUGCAGAAUUUACUGCACAUGUUGACAGUGCGGCUGCUCAUGACGAUUACUCUAUAAUAUUCACCAGUGAUUUUGCUUUAUAUAUAUUUUAAUGAAAAGCUAAAUCACAAUAUUACUGCCUUUACUUUACAACACCUGCCUUUGUAAUGCCACUAAUCUGAUUUAUUGUUAUUAUUAUUAUUAUUAUUAUAUUUAUAUAAUUAUUAUUUUACCAUCAAUAAAAGGCUUUGUUCUUUGUUGUCUA